AGUGCACUUCGCGUUCAUAGAUUAAGCUUGCUGCAUUCGCUCUGUAAGGUGACCAUCGUUGGAAGAAAGGUUGAUAAAUAUUUUCGAGAACGUUUAUCCUUAUCAUGGCAGAAGCCCGGGGAGUUCGGGAGGUAGCUGGAGUGAAGGUUAUUGGUACCCCUGCGCGUCAUGUAGACCUCGAUGAAAAUGUCAAUUUCGUCUUCUUGAGUCUUGUCUGGACGAGCAGAAAAUGGGGCAAAUGUCUCGCCCAGAUCACUGCUCUGUGUGAUGAGGAUUCUCUGGACACGUAUGUAAAGCCAACUCGUACCAAACUGCUGGAUACCAAGUAUCUUAAGUGGGCCGCCAAUCUGGAAUGGGAUGGAUCGACCAUGAAGAAGGGCGGCAUCGCGAUUCCAGCAGACGACAUUCUUGAACUCGAGGCAGCAAUGACUCUGCUGGUGGAAUGGCUCAGAGAAAAGGAACCUGUCGUUUGCGUGGUGGGGGACUUCAUGCUGAACGACUCGUGCCUGCUUGUCAACCUGCUAAGCCAAGCUGACCUGUACAGUGCAUUCGCCAGCGUUUGUCGUGGGUUCAUAAGCGGCUACACUAUCCUCCAGGACAGGUGGAAAGGAGCAAGAAACGUCAUUUUCAGUGCCCAGAAACUCAGGGAUGCAAUGCAGGCUAUACAUUGCGACCUGCAGCUCCUCCAGGAAAAAUCCUUGACCGUGGAGUGUGUGCAACAGUAUUAUGCGGAUACGGAGAGGACAUAUUGGGCUCGGACCACUUUUAAGGUUCUCUAUGACGAGAAAGUGAUCAGCAAAAGCCAUGCUCGGCGACUGGCGGUUGCUGGAUGGACCUUUAAUGAUAUGAAGGAGAUCUACAGGAACGACGGUGACGAGGUGCUCAAAUACAAGCUCGGUUUAGUUACCCGGGAUGUGUUUGUGAAUCUUCAGGGAAUUGUAAACCCGGACGUGUUAAGCAAGAAAAACAUAAACGAUAUUUGCAAUUUCUUGAAGAAAAACAAAUAAUUGCUUUAUGUCGAGUUGCCUUUCUACACUGAUUAUCCAAAAUGUAUUGAUAGACGUUUAGCACAUUCUUUAGCAGUGCUU
Molecule: messenger RNA, 1088 nt
Organism: Penaeus monodon (black tiger shrimp)
Lineage: Eukaryota; Metazoa; Arthropoda; Malacostraca; Decapoda; Penaeidae
Exons: 3
Coding region: 105-1007 (300 amino acids)
Source: RefSeq, a predicted model, not a curated record